AUGCCAUUGCUGGAUCGAGUUCGUGUGCAGACCCGAAGCGCAUCGACAGAGCGUGCAAGUGGCGCCCUUCUAAUGCAUCAUUCUCGAGAUACUCAACAGAAACAAUGGACGGAGACCUGCAUACAUACCUUAUCAGCCGCGUCGAAGAUAUUCGUUGCUCAACGUAAAGCUCUGUUAGCUUUAGAAGAUUUCGGAUCAGCAUGGGAAGCGUUGCUGUCAUAUCUUGAGUGGGCCUCGUGCUAUCACAACGCCGAGCUUUCCCUAUCCGCUCUCAAAAGCUUCCAGGAGGUUCUACUCGGAAAGAUAUCUAAUCAGACGUUGGAUAUAAACUAUCGUGAGCGAGCAAGCAGUGUGGAAAGCUCUGCUGAGGACGUGACACCGUUUCUUCCUUUGCCGCAGUGGAUUGAGUCAUGGAAUGCUUGGCAACGGAUAUCGCGAAGUUUAGCUCGUAUGGGCAGCGGCGCCACGACGACAGAAGGUGGUGAAAAAUCGUCGUAUGUUCCUGGCCCGUCUCAUUUGACAACGCUGCUCCACAUUUUCCCACCAUUGUUCGAUCAUGUGGCCCGUCAUAUCUCUGUAGAUGAGCUGAAAGCUGAACAGCUACCGUCAGUUCUAGAGAGUCUCGUGAACGUUCCUGUACCAACAGAGCAGGUUCCCUUUGUAGUGCAUUCAACACAGUCACAUAUGUCCCCUACUCAGGAAGCGGUGCUCGAAGCUAUUCGAUCGAUUUACAAUGUGGGUUCUAUUUUACCUCUGUAG
Molecule: messenger RNA, 759 nt
Organism: Cooperia oncophora
Lineage: Eukaryota; Metazoa; Nematoda; Chromadorea; Rhabditida; Trichostrongylidae
Source: the annotation of a GenBank genome assembly